GGUGUCACUGCUGUGCCCCCCCAGGAGCGGGUGGACCCCCAGGCAGCCAAUAACCCCGACCUGCACCUGAACCGCGCCACGCUCCUGCAGUACCUGGAGCGGUUCCAGGCGGCCCUGGAGGGCCUCAGCCGGGCCAUGACCCUCGACCCCACCUGGGAGGAGCCCCGGAAGCGCCACCGGAACCUCCUGGAGUUCCUGAGCCGCCUCUGCGGGCUGCUGGAGAACAGGGGGAAGCUGCGGGGGAAGCGGAGGCGGGGCCUGGCGGGGCCGGUGCCCCUCCCCCUCCUGGGCCCCCUGGGGGGUCCGGGGGGGCCCCGCCCGAGCCCCCUCCCCACCCUGAGGGCGGGGAACAACCCCCAGAGGGUGGUCCUGGGGAGGGUCCUGUUCAGCCUGGCACCCCCGGGGGGCGUCCCCUACGCGGUGGGGCUGCAGGACGGGGGCGGGGCCGUGGCCGCCGUCACCAUUUACAACGCGGGGCCCGACUGGGGCGUCCACGUGGGCGACGCCCUCGCGGUGCCCGACCCACUGGUGACCCUCCACCAGCACCAGCACCAGGGACAGACCUUCUCCUUCAUGGGCAUCCGGGUCUCCUCCCCGCUCUCAUUGGUCGUCAACGGGCGCCGCCCCCCGGGCUCCGCCCUGGCCCCGCCCUGCCUGGCACUGUCCAAUCCGUGUGCACCACCGCCCACCCCGGCCACGCCCACCCCGCCCUGACCCCGCCCACGGGGUUCAGUAAUAAAGGACCUUUUUGUUGGA
This is a messenger RNA of Corapipo altera (White-ruffed manakin), 756 nucleotides long. It is a transcript of the gene TTC5, whose product is annotated as tetratricopeptide repeat domain 5. NCBI's taxonomy places the organism in Eukaryota, Metazoa, Chordata, Aves, Passeriformes, Pipridae. The transcript is spliced from 5 exons. Gene Ontology annotation, molecular function: protein binding. The record is from RefSeq and is a predicted model, not a curated record. The annotation marks the transcript as partial.